GUCUUGUGAGACAACAACUUGAUAGUUUUGAUGAGUUUAUUGAAAUGUCAGUACAAAGAAUCGUUGAGGACUCACCUCAAAUUGAUUUACAAGCUGAAGCACAACAUACUUCUGGUGAAAUAGAAAAUCCAAUUAGACAUUUAUUGAAAUUUGAACAAGUUUACUUAUCUAAACCUACACAUUGGGAAAAAGAUGGAACUCCAUCUCCUAUGAUGCCUAAUGAAGCAAGACUACGAAAUUUGACAUAUUCAGCACCAUUGUAUGUAGAUAUAACUAAAACAAUUAUAAAAGACGGAGACAACCCCAUUGAAACACAACACCAAAAGACGUUUAUAGGAAAAAUUCCAAUCAUGUUAAGAUCAAAAUAUUGUUUACUUGCUGGCUUAUCUGAUCGUGAUUUAACAGAGUUGAAUGAAUGUCCAUUAGACCCAGGAGGCUACUUUAUUAUUAAUGGAUCAGAGAAAGUACUUAUUGCACAAGAAAAAAUGGCAACAAAUACAGUUUAUGUUUUCAGUAUGAAAGAUGGCAAAUACGCAUAUAAGUCAGAAAUCCGUUCUUGUUUGGAACAUAGUUCACGACCUACGUCUACAUUAUGGAUUAACAUGAUGGCAAAAAGUGGAGCUAGUAUUAAAAAAUCUGCUAUAGGCCAACGUAUUAUUGCAAUUAUUCCAUACAUUAAACAGGAAAUUCCUAUUAUGAUUGUAUUUCGCGCUCUUGGGUUUGUGGCGGAUCGAGAUAUUUUAGAACAUAUCAUAUAUGAUUUUGAUGAUCCUGAAAUGAUGGAAAUGGUAAAACCUUCCUUAGAUGAAGCAUUCGUAAUACAAGAACAAAAUGUGGCCCUAAAUUUUAUAGGUACUAGAGGUGCAAGACCUGGAGUAACUAAAGAAAAACGUAUUAAAUAUGCUAGAGAAAUUUUACAAAAGGAAAUGCUCCCACAUGUAGGUAUAAGUGACUUUUGUGAGACCAAAAAAGCUUACUUUCUUGGUUACAUGGUACAUCGUUUACUGUCAGCCUCUUUGGGCCGAAGAGAAUUGGACGACCGAGAUCACUAUGGCAAUAAAAGACUAGAUUUAGCUGGACCAUUACUGGCAUUCUUAUUCAGAGGGCUGUUUAAAAAUUUAAUGAAGGAAGUACGAUUAUAUGCACAAAAGUUCAUAGAUAGAGGGAAAGAUUUUAACCUUGAACUUGCUAUAAAAACCAAAAUCAUUACUGAUGGCUUGAGAUAUUCACUUGCCACGGGAAAUUGGGGAGAUCAAAAGAAAGCUCAUCAAGCUAGAGCUGGAGUAUCACAAGUAUUAAAUAGGUUAACAUUUGCGUCAACUCUAUCACAUUUGAGGAGAGUCAAUUCUCCAAUUGGAAGAGACGGAAAACUGGCCAAGCCUAGGCAGUUACACAACACAUUAUGGGGCAUGUUAUGUCCUGCAGAGACACCUGAGGGUGCUGCUGUUGGUCUAGUAAAAAAUUUAGCACUAAUGGCAUACAUUAGUGUCGGAUCGCAGCCUUCACCGGUUCUUGAAUUCUUGGAGGAAUGGUCUAUGGAAAAUUUAGAAGAAAUUGCACCAAGUGCAAUUGCAGAUGCGACAAAAAUAUUUGUAAACGGUUGUUGGGUUGGUAUUCAUAGGGAUCCAGAUCAAUUAAUGGCUACUUUGCGAAAAUUAAGAAGACAGAUGGACAUUAUUGUAUCAGAAGUAUCAUUGACAAGAGAUAUCAGAGAUCGGGAAAUCAGAAUAUAUACAGAUGCUGGAAGGAUC
Messenger RNA from Heterotrigona itama, 1751 nucleotides. Lineage: Eukaryota; Metazoa; Arthropoda; Insecta; Hymenoptera; Apidae. The record is from the annotation of a GenBank genome assembly.